Molecule: messenger RNA, 706 nt
Organism: Telopea speciosissima
Lineage: Eukaryota; Viridiplantae; Streptophyta; Magnoliopsida; Proteales; Proteaceae
Product: glutathione S-transferase zeta class-like
Exons: 8
Biological process (GO): glutathione metabolic process; L-phenylalanine catabolic process
Cellular component (GO): cytoplasm
Molecular function (GO): maleylacetoacetate isomerase activity; glutathione transferase activity
Source: RefSeq, a predicted model, not a curated record
AAUAAAUUCUUUGAUUUUGUAGGACUCACUUACGAGUACAAAGCGGUAGACUUCCCAAAUGGAGAGCACUUUAGCCCAGAGUUUGAACGUUUGAACCCUCUUCACUACGUUCCAGUGUUAGUGGAUGGUGAUAUGGUGGUUGGAGACUCUUUCGCCAUCUUGCUGUAUUUGGAAGAGAAGUAUCCCCAAAAUGCUAUUUUGCCACCUGAUCCCAAGGGCAGAGCUCUAAAUCUCCAGGUAGCAAGUAAUAUUGGCUCUAGCAUUCAGCCCCGGCACCUUAAGUCACUUCUGGAAUACAUUGAAGAAAAAGCCGGUCCUGGUGAACGACUCUUGUGGACUGAACAUCAUAUAGGAAAAGGUUUUGAUGCUAUUGAGAAGUUGCUGAAAGAUUUCAAUGGCAGAUAUGCUACAGGAGAUGAAGUAUACAUGGCUGAUAUUUUUCUAGCCCCACAGAUUAGUAUAUCUAUCACGAGGUUCAACAUUGAUAUGUCCAAGUUCCCAACUUUAAGUAGGAUCUAUGAAGCUUAUAAGGAUUUACCAGCAUUCCAAGCUUCCCUGCCAGAAAGGCAGCCCGAUGCUAUUUUACAGUAGGAUGUAUUUCCAUAUUCAUUAUGUCUAGCAGUAUAUUUUACAUACAUAUACUGGCGUAUCUGAACUGAUACUUACAUUAUUUAAGCUUGUAUGAAUUAUUUCCUUCAAUGCUCUA